This is a messenger RNA of Sesamum indicum (sesame), 1468 nucleotides long. Its product is annotated as DNA/RNA helicase protein. Gene Ontology annotation, cellular component: nucleus. The record is from RefSeq and is a predicted model, not a curated record. Gene Ontology annotation, biological process: DNA repair. Lineage: Eukaryota; Viridiplantae; Streptophyta; Magnoliopsida; Lamiales; Pedaliaceae. Gene Ontology annotation, molecular function: ATP-dependent activity, acting on DNA; ATP binding; nucleic acid binding.
UGGAAUAGUUUGAUACAACGACCGCUUGCUCAAGGAGAUAAGAAGGGCAUCUCGCGGCUACAGGUUCUCAUGGCAGCCAUAUCUUUGAGGAGAACAAAAGAUAAAGGUUUCAUUGGUCUGCCAUCUAAAAGCAUAGAGACCUUUUUUGUGGACCUCCAUGAAGAAGAGCGCAGGGUCUAUGAUCAGAUGGAAGAAGAGGCCAGGAACAUUGUCAAAGACUACAUUUCUGAUGAAAGUGUUGUGAGAAACUAUUCUACUGUUCUCAGCAUACUUGUAAGACUCCGACAAAUUUGCACGGAUCUGGCGCUGUGCCCUGCAGACCUCAGAGCUCUACUUCCACCAAGCCAACUUGAAGAUGUGAAGAACAACCCAGCACUAUUGCAAAAAUUGCUUUCAGUGUUACAAGAUGGAGAAGAUUUCGACUGUCCAAUCUGCAUAUCUCCACCCAGGGAUAUUGUAAUUACGUGCUGUGCUCACAUCUUUUGUGAGUCCUGCAUCCUUAAAACGUUAAAACGAACUAAACCCUGCUGUCCAAUGUGCCGCCACCCACUCUCUGAAUCUGACCUCUUCAAAGCCCCUCCCGAGUCUUCUCAAAUGACAUCUGAAGGUUCAUCUUCUCAUCCAUCAUCCAAAGUUGCUGCUCUAUUAAAACUUCUUUCCACAUCCAGAGAUGCAAGCCCGUCUUCCAAGUCAGUUAUGUUCUCCCAAUUCAGAAAAAUGUUGCUUUUACUAGAAGAGCCGCUGAAAGAAGCCGGAUUUAAGGUGAUCCGCUUAGACGGAACGAUGAAUGCAAAAAGGAGGGCACAGGUGAUAAAAGACUUUGGAGUCCCAGCACCGGAAGGGCCAACAAUCUUGCUAGCAAGUCUAAAAGCUUCAAGUGCUGGAAUAAAUCUUACUGCUGCCUCAACUGUAUACUUGUUGGAACCAUGGUGGAAUCCAGCGGUCGAGGAACAAGCAAUGGACAGAGUCCAUCGUAUCGGCCAGAAGGAGGACGUCAAGAUUGUGAGGCUGAUCGCUAGAAAUACCAUAGAGGAGAGGAUACUGCAACUACAAGAGAACAAAAGACUUCUGGCAAGGAAAGCUUUUGGUAGGAGGAGCCAGAAAGGUCAGAGAGAGAUCAGCAGAGAUGAUCUCAGUGCGUUGAUGAACUUGUGAGUCGUUCUUGCUGUCACCUGGCGAUCACAUUGCCGCCCAAGUGGAUAUAUGCCCGCUUCAUUUAGACGGCGAUGACUGGAUGGCCCCCGAUGAUAUUUUUGCGUGUCCGACAGUCUUUAACUUGAAAUCUUUCUAGUUUGUUUUGUCGUGUAUAUAUGUUUAUAUGUAGGGCCAAAAUUCAAGAAUCAUGGAAAUUCUGAUAUAUUUUUUGGUGAAUGUGAUUGCAAUGGCCGGAGGUAUGGAGGAUGGAUUACUGUACUGAUCUUGCAUGAGCUUUCAUGUCACUGUUUCUAAUUAUAAAUCACAUAUAAAA